AUGGUGGAGAACCUCUUCGGGGACCUCUACUGGAACGGGGUGCUCGUAUACCUGGACGACAUCCUAAUCCACGCAGCGACCCUGGAGGAAGUAUUUGCGAAGCUGGAAGAGGUGCUGAAGAGACUCCGAGCAAGUGGUCUGAAGCUGCGGUUGUCCAAGUGUUCGUUCCUACCGGAACAGGUCGAGUACCUCGGGCAUACGAUUACCGAGGGCAGGAUAGCCCCCCAGCCAAGGAAGGUGGAAGCGAUAGAUGCCCUACAGCCACCGCGGGACAUAAAAGGGCUACGACAAGCCCUCGGGAUGGCUGGGUACUACAGGAACUUCAUCCCGAACUAUGCCGAAGUGACGCAGCCGCUCACGAAACUCAUGCGCAGAACGGAGCCCUACGCAUGGGGAAAGGAGCAGCAGCAGGCAUUCGACGCAGUGAAGGAAGGAUUAAAGGACGCGGCGUUGUGCAAUGACUACGCCAGCGGGGAGCUAGUAAUCGAGACGGAUGCCAGCGACUACGCCGUUGCAGGCAUCCUGUCAUGCAAGAAAGACGGUAUGGAGACGCCGGUGGAGUACAUGUCCCGGACACUCUCAGAGGUAGAGGUCCGAUGGCCGACGCGGGAGAAAGAGGCGUACGCCAUCGUGGUGGCCCUACAAAAGUUCGACGCCUAUGUGCGAGGGCGACGUACCACGGUCUACACAGACCACAAGAGCCUGGAAUGGAUGUUCCAGGCCAAGAAAGGCAAGAUAGCCCGAUGGGCAACGUUACUCCAAAAGUACGACCUAGAUAUCGUCCACAAGAACGAAACGCAGAUAGCGCACGUGGAUGCGCUCAGCCGGUUGGCCAGGGACGCUGUCACAGUAGAAGACCGGAUGACCUGUAUGGCGGUAAUGGCCGUAGCGGAGGAAGAAGGGCUCCCACAAGUGACGGAGUAG
This is a messenger RNA of Gregarina niphandrodes, 924 nucleotides long. Its product is annotated as putative Gag-pol polyprotein. The coding region runs from base 1 to 924 and encodes 307 amino acids. The record is from RefSeq and is a predicted model, not a curated record. The transcript has a single exon. Lineage: Eukaryota; Apicomplexa; Conoidasida; Eugregarinorida; Gregarinidae.